GCUGGAGGCACUGGGAUGUGGGGGCGGGAGGGGGAUGAAGGAGGAUACAACACACACUUGAGGCUACCAAGAGAGAUUAAUGAAGCUGCUAAAAUUACGAUGCCCAUCAAUGGACACAAUAUUCCACUUGAGGCCUUCUCACACAAGAUACGAUUUAUUCUGCUGUUCAGCCGACAAGGGAAAUUAAGACUUCAGAAGUGGUACAUAACGUUACCUGACAAAGAGCGGAAGAAGAUCACACGGGAAAUUGUUCAGAUUAUUCUGGCUCGCAAUCAAAAGAUGAGCAGUUUUGUUGACUGGAAAGACCUAAAGCUUGUUUACAAAAGGUAUGCUAGUUUGUAUUUUUGUUGUGCAAUAGAAGACCAGGAUAAUGAGCUUCUGACACUAGAAGUCGUUCAUCGUUAUGUAGAACUGCUGGACAGGUAUUUUGGCAAUGUAUGUGAACUGGAUAUUAUCUUUAAUUUUGAGAAGGCCUAUUUUAUUCUUGAUGAGUUUAUAAUGGGUGGAGAAAUACAAGAAACAUCAAAGAAAUCAGCAGUGAAAGCCAUAGAAGAUUCUGAUAUGUUACAAGAGACAAUGGAGGAAUAUAUGAGCAAGCCUGCAUUUUAACUUUCAAACCUCCUGGAGGAACAGAGAUGCUGCUUACUACCUGUGAAAUUCACUUAUUGAAAUUGCUUUUCUAUGUGCCAGAUCCUCUGAGAAAUACCAAAAACCAAUAACUAAAGGGAUUUGUAUAGUAGUCAAAAUGAAGGUCAGCUCCAGUAGUGUAUAUUAUUCUUUACAGGAGUUUUUUAAAACUGUUAUUACGUUUGUUCUAACCACUAUCCUCCUAGACUAAAUAUGAGUUUUAUACAAUGGCUUUUAGCUGUGAACUUUUUCAAUCUAAGAAAUUAUUUGCAAAAGAUAUUUAUACUAGUUUUGAUCUAUCACUGAUUGCAUCAAUAUACUUUUGUAACAGGAUAUUUUUUGAAUGUAAUGAUUGUUCAGGUCUAAUAAUAAUAAUUUUUCUUAAAAGCUGAGA
Molecule: messenger RNA, 1021 nt
Organism: Pelodiscus sinensis (Chinese soft-shelled turtle)
Lineage: Eukaryota; Metazoa; Chordata; Testudines; Trionychidae
Source: RefSeq, a predicted model, not a curated record